Molecule: messenger RNA, 1150 nt
Organism: Daldinia decipiens
Lineage: Eukaryota; Fungi; Ascomycota; Sordariomycetes; Xylariales; Hypoxylaceae
Exons: 4
Coding region: 122-1150 (342 amino acids)
Source: RefSeq, a predicted model, not a curated record
GAAGAAGUAGUCACUGAACCGUGUAUUUAGGAGUUAUGUCCCAGGUUAUCGCGCAAUGGGUCAGCACCUUUCUACUACAAGCUUUCGAUCCUCGUAGACAGCAACAGCCAUUUCGCCCAAGAUGCAGUGGAAAGCCCUCGCUCUUGCGCUCCUCGUCGAGCAUGGCUCCGGCCAAAUGUUGGAGAUGCUGCGUUUCAGUUGCUCGCAGCUCGUUGUCGACCGUUUGGAUCCUUUAGUUUCACCCGGCUCUAUCCCAUCACCGCAUCUUCACCAAAUCGUCGGAGGUAACUCCUUUAACGCCACCAUGGAGCCGAUAGCACACGACCUGCCCUCCUCAUCAACAUGCACCAGCUGUACUUUCUCGGAAGACUUUUCCAACUACUGGACGGCGGUUCUGUUUUUCAAAGCCCGCAACGGGACGUACAAGCGGGUUCCUCAAUUCGUCAGCGAAGGCCUCCGAGCCGACGGCGGCAUUACGAUUUAUUAUAUCCCGUCGACUGACGCCAAGGAAAAAGUUACCGCUUUUAAGCCCGGCUUCCGCAUGCUUGUUGGAGACGCCGCGUUACGCUCCCCAGGCGAGGCACGCAAGGUGUGCCAUCGCUGUAUGCCGGCGACAGGAGACAACAGCAACAUAAACUGCGGGGCUCCGGACAGCCAGGAAUUGCCUACGGGGUUCUGCGAAGGAGGUAUACGCUCAGUCAUCACCUUCCCGACCUGUUGGGAUGGGAAGAACCUGGAUAGCCCGGACCAUAAGAGCCAUGUUGCCUAUCCCAGCCCGGGAUCCGGUGACGUCGGUGUUGGCGCAUCUGGUACUUGCCCUGAAAGCCACCCCGUUAAGAUACCCCAAGUGAUGUUCGAGGUUAUGUGGGAUACCCGACCUUUUAACGACAAGAGCAUAUGGCCCGAGGAUGGCUCGCAGCCAUUCGUAUGGAGCACAAAUGACAAGGAUGGAUAUUCGCAGCACGGAGACUACGUCUUCGGUUGGAAAGAUGAUUCGCUCCAACGAGCCAUGGAUUCUCGAUGUAAUGGCGCCGUCUGCAAUCAGUUGAAGACCCAGUCCUCGGAGGAAGCAAUGAAGUGCACCAAGCCGCGUGUUGUCGAAGAGGAUGUUGACGGAUGGUUAACUGAAAUCCCGGGCAUGUCAAUGUAA